GAUACUCUUCCAAUCUGAUCUGAAAGCCUCCUGUGACGUAAUCCUCUCCGUUUCAAUAUGGCAGCCAGGCCCUCGUCUAGAGGUCUCUGUAAAUAAAGACAUUUCUACGGUGUGUUCAGAACUAAGCCCUGUGUUUAUGUGUAGUCAUCGAUGACCGCUGGCCGUUAAGUGUUUCAGAGGUCCUCUCGUGGGAAUGUCCUCGGAGGAUGUGAUUUGGGGUACUUUGGAUGUUUUACUGCUCUGAGGGAUGAAACUUUACGCUAUGAGCCGGCAGUAAACGUCAGUUGUGUUACUUCAUAAACGCACGUGCACCAGAGUGAUGGAGAGUGACUGUAGGAUCCCCAUGGCAUGUCUGAGACCCCGGAUCCUGGCCCUGCAUGCUUUAUUCUGGGGCUUAGUGUCUCUUAGAGUGUUUGGAGCAGCUCUUCUUAGCGAUGAGAAGGCAGCAGUUGCGGUGACAAAGGCAGUGACAGCACCGUGUUGGCAGCAUGAGGAGUUUGUGGUGGCUAAAGAGUGCAGUUCAUGCGAAGGUUUGCAAUCGAAAACUAUAUCAGCCUGCAGCCAAACAGGAUUUGUAGAAAAGAUCAACUGCACCAAUUCUAACAGAGAUGAAUACAAGAGCUGUCGCUCUACCAAAAUGGAGGAGCAUCUCUUCUGGAAAUUUGAGGGUGCAAUGCUGGCUCUCACUGUUGUUUUUGCAAUACUGGUGGUCACUAGACAACACUCACUUGACCGCCAAGCUUCAGACAAGGUUCGGCGACAGAUCGAGUCUAUUUAGUAGACCGGACUGCAUUAAAUGCUAAUGUGCCUGUGGCCUGGUGUUAUAAACUCUCAGCAAAGGGCAUAACCCCACAGUUCAUGGAAGCUUCCAGACUUUAUCACUGGUUUUAUCUUAAUGGACGCACAAAGACGAGGCUCUGAACGGACAAAGUGUGCUCUAACUCCCCAGACUGACAUUACUUGUGGAUGCUGCUUCUGUGCAGGAUUUAACUAACUAGAUGUGAAUCUCAAGAUCAUCCCAUCAAAUCAGCAAACUUUAUGCAAGACCGGAGUCUAGGCCCUAUUUUGUAACUGAAGAUGUACAGAUCUGUGUACACCUGUUCUUUUAAAUGCUGUGAAGGUGAUGUGUGUAGAACAAGAUAUGAGUAUGUUGCAUGUUUUCAAUAAUCCAAAAGCACAUGAAGUAUUUUCUCAAGCUGAGAAUGAACUAUAUGGUCAAAGUCUUGAAAGAAUGUAUGAUUUAGUGUUUCUUCACAAUGGGUUUGUUUGUCAGGGUGAGUUUCAGUGAAUAGCAAAGUUUUGGAGUUUGUUUAUUUGGCUUCAUUCAUUUUGGAACACGCUACCAUUCAUGAAUCACAGAUGACUUUCUCCAACCUGACACACUCGUCCAUCCAUUAACAUCGACAUGUUUCUUCCAGAAACAUUAACAGUAAUUUAAUUAAUCUUAUAUGUGCAGUUUUUGUUUGUUAAAACCUUAUUUUCAGUAUAUACUUUUAUAGUGUUUUGACACAUUCUUUAGAGACUUCUACAGGUUCAUUCAUUUUCAUUCAUGACGUUUACUUUUAGUCUUUGCCCUCCUGAGCAAAAAUAAAUAUUUUAUAUAAAGUUAUGUGAACAAACAUCUUGGUUCAUAACAUCAGUCUCAAAAAUACCAGCUCUGUUCUUAUAUCAUUGAAUGCAAGACUGCAUUGUAGUGUAUGUUAAAGCUGCUUGACUUGAAAUGAAGAGGCUGAGAUGUAUUGAAAUCAACCCACCUUUUUGUUUUAUUUAUAUAUUUUUGCAAACACUUCACAGUUAAUUUCAGCAUCUGCAUAUCGUUUGUUGAAGGAGAUAUUUUGUGCCAUCAGCUUCAGUAAGACAUUACUCUGCUGGCUUUGGGUACAAAGGGACAUAACUUUUCCCCAUAAGUUUAUUUACAUUAUGAUUGGUUUGAUGGCAUAAUGCCUUUUUAUUAAAACUGAUUGUUUUUUUGUUUUGUUUUUACUUAACUCCACAAGUUAAAAAGGAAGCCAUGUGAAUUUGAUUUUAAUGAUCUACUUAAAAUGUAAAGGGUGUAUUUUUAUGAAAGAUGGGUGACGUUUCCUGUUCUCUGUUGAUAAUGAACUGAGGAAUAAAUGCGGAAAAGGAAUUGUCUGCCCUA
Molecule: messenger RNA, 2140 nt
Organism: Carassius gibelio (silver crucian carp)
Lineage: Eukaryota; Metazoa; Chordata; Actinopteri; Cypriniformes; Cyprinidae
Product: protein JTB-like
Exons: 6
Coding region: 320-778 (152 amino acids)
Biological process (GO): mitotic cytokinesis
Cellular component (GO): spindle; cytoplasm; membrane
Source: RefSeq, a predicted model, not a curated record